AUGGCCGCCGCCCGACACCAUUGGGCUCCCGGAGUCCUCUGGGCUUUGCUGCUGUUCCAGCUGCUCGCCCUUACUCUUGCCCAGUCUGUCCCGAUCGUCACCACCCCUCACGAGUGUGCCUGUGAGAACUUUUCGCCCGGCACCAACACCCUCAAGUUCAACAAUGGAGCCACCUCUGUCUGCCCUUGUACCUGUGUGAAGACCACCUGGGUUCCUACCACAUACACCGAGGUCUACACUAUCCACGAUUCCACGACUUCUGACGGCCCGAUCGUGACCACUCCUUCUCCCACGCUGCCCGAGUCUUCUGCUUUCAGCAAUUUCAUCAGCAGCAUCGCCUCGUCUGUCCGAAACUUCACGACCUCGAUCAAUGGCACCGGCAUUAUCUCGUCUUCUUGGUCUUCCUUGUUCGUUAGUUACAAUGCGACAAGUGUCCAGCACACGACUACGGUAUCUGGCGUCUUCUGGACUGGAACAGGCAGCGGCGUUGGUGGAACGUUCACAUCUCAGACCUUCAUCUGGAAGAACUCGACCUUGAGCUCUCUGCUGUCAACGAUCAGACCUGGAAGCACUCUCAUUUGGGCCAACUCCACCAUGUCGACCCUCAGAUCUGGCGGUUUGCAGUCUGCCAAUACCUCAGCCCCUUCGGGAUCUACCAUGUCGACCCUCAACUCUGGUGGCUUUCACUCUACCAAUACAUCAGCCCCUUCGAGCUCUUUCAGAUCGACCCUGAGAUCAGGCGGCUUUCAAUCUGCCGAUAGUUCAGUCCCUUUGAGUGUCCAAGAGUCGUCUGUUCAAUCCAAGCCUUCGGUGUCCACAUCCUCUGUGAUCGGUUCGGGAACCACAACUCCUGCCCCAGUCCGCACCACUGUUCCCCCUGCCUCACCUAUCGCAUCGAGCACUCUUCCACCCCAGACAAACUCGUCCGUGGCCACGACCGGUUCAGAGAAGACAUCGAGCCAGGCUUCUGCUGCUUCAACAAGUUCCCAGCCCGCAGAGACUGACAAUUCUGCCUAUGUCCCCCCUUUCGGUACCAUCACUGUCGAGCCUCUGACCGCAACCUCGAUUCAGACAGAUGGACUUUUAAAGACCACCAGGGUUACCUGGCUGUCCAUCGACGUCCCGAGGCUGACUACCAUCGACGGAGACAUCACAACAACUAUCUUCCCUGCCUGGCGAUGUAUCUCGACCGAUCUCUGCAACCCGAAUUGCCUUGUCCCUGAUGAGCUUUGCCUGUCUGCCCCCUCGGCUAACCCUCUUGGAUACCCCUGGCCUUCGAAGCCUUCGAAGCCCCCAUCCGCUACAAAUGGCUGGAUAAUUCGGACCAGUGAAGGUGUUGAAGCUCCUAAAUUUACCUCUACGCAUGGAGUUACUAAGCCCGGAGGUGGAGGUGGCGGUGGCGGAGAUGACGAUGAUGACGGCGACCACGACGGAGAUGAUGAUCAUGGAGGAGACGACGACCAUGGAGGAGACGAUGAUCACGGCGGAGAUGACGACCAUGGCGGCGACGAUGAUCAUGGCGGAGACGAUGAUCAUGGAGGAGAUGAUGACCACGGGGGCGACGAUGGUCAUGGCGGCGAUGAUCAUGGCGGCGGACAUACAACCGACAAUCAAGAUGAGCUCGCUCUCCACGGCUUCAGAAUCGAUCUCGGUCUCGACCUCCUCGAUAAGGGACGGAACAUCCUCGGCCAUGGCAUGGAGAUUGGCUUCGGCACCAAUAACCCAGCCGUCAAUACACAGCCCGAUGACCCCGAGCCCUCCCAGUCCGAGAAGGAAACAUCCACGUCCACCUCAAGCUCAUCUUGCACCCAGACAUACACCCUCGCUCCUCACUGCACCCAGCCAUGCGUCGUCUCCCAAAUUCGAAGCCAGGGCACGAGCAGCUUCACCACCAGCUGCGCGACAGCCACCUGCCGAACCACGCAGCUCUGCACCAGUAUUGAGACCACCACCACAACCACUUACACGACCAAGAAGCCCGAGCCAACCGCCGGCUGUAUGGCCGGAAAGUGCCUUUCAUGCCAGGAGAACAACAAGCUGGAAGCUCGACAGGGUUGGUGGGAUGAGGACAUCCUCACCGAGACCAUUUCCGAACCUGAAGAAUGGCACGAAGGCGAGUACGAGUGGUGGGAGAAGAUGCGCCGCAUCGCAAAGUACUACGGCCCCGGCCUGGCCAUGGGAAGCGAGACGGGACACGACUCCUCGGCCUCCUGGGAAGCUUUCGGGCCCACCCCCCACGGCGGCGGCGCCGGUCCCGUCUGGGGCUGUACCAUCAUCGCCUCCUUCUCCCCCGAGGGCGUGUACGCCAACCACCUGUGGGAGAUUCCCAAUUUCGCCAUCCCUCCUGACGAAGAGAAGCACUUCAAGGUCGACAAAGGCUACAGGGCGCCCUACUACUUUGAGCAGAACGUCAACCGCUUCCUCCAGUAUGGCUCGCUCGACACGCCCAAGCAAAAGGAAUUCCCUGCGCUGUGCCCGAUGAACCUCCCCGGCGGUCCCCUCUACGGCGACAACUACCAAUUCUUCCGCACAAUCAUGUUUGUACCCAUCGAGACGACGGGUAAUAUGUACUAUGCCCACCAAAACGCCAAGAUCAUGGCGAUUCUCACCGAGAAGUGCAGGAUUGAUAAGAAAUACAUCACCAUCCAUGGGUACGAAGUCAAAGAAGCGCUCGACAAGGACUUCCAAUAUGACCUUGGUCGCGCCACGCCUCCGCCUGACCGCCGCGCCUCGAACCCCUGGGACGGCCUCCUCAGCUGGCAGUACACACCCAAGGGCCCCAGCGGCCAGAGAGAGCUCGUAGUCCGCUUCGAGAAGAGCAUUGUUCAUCGCGAUGCCUGGUGCGGAGACGGUCUCGUCACGCAGCCAGAGGCCCCCAUCCGGUUCGACCUCAGACCGAGUCCCCCUCGCGAUCCCAACCAGGAUACAACUCGUCCUUCUGAUAACGGUUCUCCUCCCCCUUCUGAUGAUGACGAUACGCCUCGCCCUUCUGACACUGGCACCCCUCGCCCUCCCGCAAAGGAGCUCAAGCUCAGACAAGAUGAAGGAACCUGUCCUCGAAUGAUUGCCUGCGGUCUCGGCUCUCCGAUUUUGAGCGUGUGCGACUACAAGAAGUUCCCUCCUCCGCCCAUGGAAGGCCCCUCGGCUCUCAAGGCCCGAGCACCCCCUUCCAACGACCCCAAUCAUGGCCCAAUGCAGGCGGAGCUCGAUCUCGAAUCAGAAAACAUGAUCGAACCCAAGGAUUCCCUCGGCGGCGAACGGUGGUGGUACACUCGCAUGCGCCACAUCGUCGACGAGCGAGGCCCCGGCUACGGCGGUAUCAAAAACGUCCCCGAGAUCUGGUCCACGAGCUCCAUGAUCAGAUUCAACAAAGAGGUUGAUGGCACUUACACGAACCGGCCGCGCUUUGGCGGCUCGGGACCCGUUUGGGGCUGCACCGUCGUCGUCGUCGCCUCCCCGGCCGGCGUCUGGACGAGCCACAUGUGGGAGAUUCCCACCUUCAGCCUGGGCCAGGAGUUUGGCAGCUCCAGUACGACCGAGUGGACCAAGUUCUACCCAAAAUCGCAGAUUGAGUACUUCCGAGAAGGCGUCGUGGACUUCAUGUCGUGGGGCAACAAUCGCGGCUCCUUCAGACAACUCAAGGACGGCAAAGUCCCCACGCGCAACCCGGGCUUCGUCGAGUUUGCGGCCAAGAACUCUGGCGAGCCCUUUGACGCCAAGACCAAGACGUGGCUGUGGGCCGGUAUCAUCACCCGGGCUCACAAGGAUAUGAGGGGUGAGCCGCUGCAAUACCAGGACUCGACAAUGCGAACGCAGUACAGCUGGCAGGUGGAGCAGAUUCAAAACAUCUUGAAGCAGAAGCUGAGCAUCGACGACAACAACCUCAUCAAGAUCAUCACGUAUGCUCCCCGCAGGGAUAUGGCGCAGAACAACCCCAACAUGCCGCCCGAGUAUGGCCUCAUCAACUGGCAGUAUCACCCUGAGCACACUGAGGAGGGCAUGGGCCACUCGGAGAGGAAGCUGCGCAUCCGGUUCGAGAACCAAGUCAUCUUUGAGAAGACGUGGUGCGGUUCCGGCAACAAGGUUAUCAUUGCAGACGGAUCCAAGCCGCCUUUGAAGCCCCCUUCGAAGCACCGUCGACAGGAAGAUGAGGGUGGUGAGGUCGAGGCUUGUCUGUUGGCUCAAAGCUCGUCGUCCGCUGCCGCUUCCGUGCUCCCACGUCCCACCCAGGCUUGCACCGCCGACGCCGAGUGUGGCUCUCUUGCUUGCCCUCAACCACGGUUCGGUGCCUGUUUGUAUGGUGUCUGUCGAUGUGCUCUCUCCGACAGUCUCAGCUACACCAAGACUCCUGCUACUCCGGUGCCUGGCAUGUACACGAACACCGCGGUGCCUGUGAACUACACGUCCCCCACAAAUCUCAUCACGUUGUUCACAGGCUCCCCGACAAGCAUCUCUUCGAACAGUUUUAAGUCAAGCACCUCCCGGAUAAUCAAGACUACGGGUUUAUGGAUGCCCUCUUCCAUCAAGAACCAUUCGUCUUCCACCGUCUCGCCGUUGUACACCGUCACCCUCUCGGCCUGGGACCCCUCCCAGACUCCCAUCACCGGCUGUAACACGACUCAGGACUGCUCAUCCCUCUCCUGCUUCGGCAACCAGACCUACGCCUGCAUCACAAAGGACGACAACCCCAAGUCAACCUGCCACUGCGUCGACCGCCCGAAGCUCUUCGAGCCCUGCACCGUGGCAGCAGACUGCGCACACCUGAAGUGCGACGCAAACCACUUCUCUACCUGCCGGCCCCUCGUUGACUUCCCUGGAGCCGAUUCUAUCUGUCAAUGCGAAGCCCUCGCCCUCAAGCCAGGCGCCUUCUGCACAGUCGACUCCCAUUGCGACGGUCUCCCCUGCGAAGGCAAAACGAACCGCCGUGGCAAGUGCAUCAAGCCCUCGUCCGACGACAUCGGCGGCGUCGGCCUCUCAGGCGGCUGCCAGUGCGACUACUACCAAUCCGAAGGCGUCGGCUGCUCCUCGCACGACGACUGCUCCACCAUCCGCUGCACCGAAGAUCAACCCUACAAGUCCUGCACCAUCCCCGACGGGCCCCUCGACAAGACGGCCAACGUCUGCGCCUGCGCCGCCGAGAAGCCGCCCCGCCGUCUCGCCGAGGGCGACAAGUGCUCCGCGCACAAGGAGUGUGCCACGAUCGGAUGCACAGAGUACGAGGUCUCCGUCUGCGAGCGCGCCACCUGUCGCUGCGGCAACCUCAAGUGCGGUUCGAGCCGUGACUGUGACUCCAGCGCGCUCGACUGUGCCGGCAAGGGGAACCUGCGGUGCGGUGACAAGGGCAUGUGCGAGUGCAAGCCUUGCACUGAGCACUGGAAGGGCUUGACGUGUGGGAAGGAUGCGGAUUGCAACCACUGCUGCAAGCGCGGAACCUUGCCCAAGUGCAAGUAUACUUGCCUUGCCUUCUGGUGUGGUAGCGAGUGUCAGUGUGAUCUUUGGUAG
Messenger RNA from Colletotrichum godetiae, 5502 nucleotides. RefSeq lists its product as uncharacterized. The transcript has 2 exons. The coding region runs from base 1 to 5502 and encodes 1833 amino acids. The record is from RefSeq and is a predicted model, not a curated record. NCBI's taxonomy places the organism in Eukaryota, Fungi, Ascomycota, Sordariomycetes, Glomerellales, Glomerellaceae.